AUGUUCCUCCGCAAGACCCUUGCUUCGCUCGCAGCAUCUGCGGCUUUUACAGCAUCUGCAGGUGCCACUUCCAACACCUCCGCACUGAACUCCAACCACUCGUGCCACGCCUCCGCCAUUGAGCUACUCUCGCCGCAUGUAACUAUCCUCAACAUAACGGCAGAAAAGGUGGAAAAUUAUCCUGUCCCGCAAGGAGUUUACUACGACAGCUUUGUUUCGACACCUCCCGCCUCUACCAAUGUCAGCUUCUGCAACGUCACCGUUACAUACACGCACCCUGACUGGGAUGACACCAUCCAUGUCUUUAUUGGUCUGCCGCUGCACGGUUGGAACCGCAAGUUUCUCGCCCUCGGAGGCGGCGGUUUUGCGACCAAUGUUCCCCUUGACAUCUUGCCCGUGAUGGCCUCUUUAGGUUAUGCCUCUGCAGCGACCGAUGGCGGCCACUUUGGGCAGGAUAUCAGCUGGGCACUCAAGGGCAAUGGCAGCCUUGUCAACUAUCCGCUUCUCGUCGACUUUGCUUCAGAGGCGCUCAAAGACAUGACGGUGCUCGGGCGGCAGUUCACCGAGUCAUAUUAUGAGCAGCCCGCCGAGCGCACGUACUGGGUUGGGUGCUCGACAGGCGGGCGCCAGGGCAUGAUGAUGGCGCAAAGGUACUCGUAUCUGUUUGACGGUAUUUUGGCCAAUGCACCUGCCAUCAAUUGGAACGACCUUAUUAUCGGCAUGCAAUGGCCUUCCGUUUCCAUGCAUGAGACAGGGACGGCCCUUGCUCCCUGUGUCUUGGACGCAUUUACGAAGGCUUCAAUUGCCGCGUGCGACAGUAUCGACGGCCUUGAAGAUGGUGUCAUCAGCCUCCCGGGCUCAUGCGAGUUUGAUCCCUACUCGCAGGUUGGGAAAUAUGCCAGCUGUGCCGGCGAAAGCAUCCAAUUGACUGAUAAGCACGCUUUCAUCAUCAAGCAGAUUUUCAACGGUCCGACAACACCCAGCGGUAGACAGCUCUUUGUGGGCUCGGAGGUUGGCACCAAUCUCUCAGCAGCAGUAAGCACGACUUGCACCCAGAACAACACAAACUGCACGGCAGAUGGUGUCAUCUAUUCCAACCAGUGGAUUCCAAAGUUCGUCGUGAAGAACUACGGCUUCAACCCGCUCACCAUCACGUGCAAGCAAUUUUACCGGUUCUUUUCGCAGUCCAAGCAGGAAUACGAUUGGAUCAUUGGAACGGGCGACGCCAACCUUCAGCAUCUGCGAAGCACGGAUACCAAGCUUCUCUCCUUUCAUGGGUUCGCAGACGAAGUGAUUCCUCCUAAGAACACCGUCCAGUAUUACCACAAGGCAAUUUCAUUCGAUGCCAAUGUCACGGAUUAUUAUCGGCUUUUCCUUGCCCCUGGCGUCAUGCAUUGCGGAGGAGGCUUGGGGCCGAAUCCGACGGCGAUGCUCAACGUCUUGGAGGGCUGGGUAGAGCACGGGAAAGCGCCGACGGAGCUGGAUGCUGUCGCAACUGCCGCUAAUGGUACCACAGGCCAUCGUUCGGUCUGCAUGUAUCCCGCUUCUUCAAAAUAUACGGGCGGCGAUCCGACCGUGGCAUCGUCCUUUACUUGCAGUUAG
Messenger RNA from Akanthomyces muscarius, 1602 nucleotides. RefSeq lists its product as uncharacterized. NCBI's taxonomy places the organism in Eukaryota, Fungi, Ascomycota, Sordariomycetes, Hypocreales, Cordycipitaceae. The coding region runs from base 1 to 1602 and encodes 533 amino acids. The transcript has a single exon. The record is from RefSeq and is a predicted model, not a curated record.